Messenger RNA from Cucumis sativus (cucumber), 2097 nucleotides. RefSeq names its product phosphoenolpyruvate carboxykinase (ATP). Gene Ontology annotation, cellular component: cytosol. Gene Ontology annotation, molecular function: ATP binding; phosphoenolpyruvate carboxykinase (ATP) activity. The coding region runs from base 137 to 2092 and encodes 651 amino acids. The transcript has 11 exons. Lineage: Eukaryota; Viridiplantae; Streptophyta; Magnoliopsida; Cucurbitales; Cucurbitaceae. The record is from RefSeq and is a predicted model, not a curated record. Gene Ontology annotation, biological process: gluconeogenesis.
CCUUUAAAAAGGGAUCCCCCAAAAACUCCCAUUUCCCAUUCAUCAAAACUCAACCCCCCUCUCUCUCGUUCUCUCUGCAUUCACACUUUUGAUUUCAUUCAUCUCAUAACCGUUCUUUGCCAAACUUCUGAUUGACAUGGCUGAUUCAAUCAUUUCCAAUGGAUUUUCCAAAAAAAUUAAUACGUCCAUGAAGCAAGGGAAUGGAGUGUGCCAGGAUGGCAGCUCGUCGCCGAUCAAAGCCCAAACCAUUGAUGAACUUCAUAGCCUGCAGAAGAAGCGAUCCACGCCCAGCACUCCCAGUGGCUCGGUUUCGUCAGCUUUCUCUGUAAUAACUGAAGAGGAUCGCCAGCGACAACAACUUCAGUCGAUCAGUGCAUCGUUGGCAUCAUUGACGAGAGAGACUGGACCAAAGGUGGUGAAAGGAGACCCGGCACGAAAAGAAACAAGCACAAAGGUUGCACAUGUGGUGCAUCAUCAACUCGGACCUAACAUUAGCAUCAGUGAUAGCUCAAUGAAAUUCACACAUGUCCUCUAUAAUCUCUCCCCUGGAGAGUUGUAUGAACAAGCCAUUCGAUACGAGAAGGGCUCGUUUUUGACCUCAACUGGGGCAUUGGCGACUCUUUCUGGAGCCAAGACCGGACGAUCUCCAAGAGACAAGCGAGUUGUUAAGGAUGAGAAUACCGAAAAAGAACUUUGGUGGGGAAAGGGAUCGCCAAACAUUGAAAUGGAUGAGCAUACAUUCAUGAUAAACAGAGAAAGAGCAGUUGAUUACUUGAACUCUCUAGAUAAAGUUUUCGUCAAUGAUCAAUUCUUGAAUUGGGAUCCAGAAAACAAAAUCAGAGUUCGAAUUGUGUCUGCCAGGGCUUACCACUCGCUCUUUAUGCACAACAUGUGCAUUCGACCAACGGAGGAAGAGUUGGAGAAUUUUGGGACACCGGAUUUCACAAUAUACAAUUCUGGGCAGUUCCCUUGCAACCGUUUUACACAUUACAUGACAUCUUCAACUAGCAUAGAUGUGAGUCUAGCAAGAAAGGAAAUGGUGAUCCUUGGAACACAGUACGCGGGAGAGAUGAAGAAAGGAUUGUUCAGUUUAAUGCAUUAUCUCAUGCCCAAACGACAAAUUCUCUCCUUGCAUUCUGGUUGUAAUAUGGGAAAAGAUGGCGACGUUGCACUCUUCUUUGGCUUAUCAGGUACUGGAAAGACAACUUUGUCGACAGAUCACAACCGAUUCUUGAUAGGAGACGAUGAACAUUGUUGGGGCAAUAAUGGUGUCUCGAACAUUGAAGGAGGUUGUUAUGCUAAGUGCAUUGACCUUUCCCGAGAGAAAGAGCCUGAUAUCUGGAACGCCAUCAAGUUUGGAACCGUGUUGGAGAAUGUAGUCUUUGAUGAACACACUAGAGAGGUUGACUUUACUGAUAAAUCAGUAACAGAGAACACUCGAGCGGCGUACCCAAUCGAGUACAUACCUAACGCUUUGAUACCAUGUGUGGGGCCACAUCCAAAGAACAUUAUAUUAUUGGCCUGUGAUGCAUUUGGAGUGCUUCCUCCUGUGAGCAAGCUCACUUUGGCUCAAACCAUGUAUCAUUUCAUCAGUGGAUACACGGCAUUGGUGGCUGGGACAGAAGAUGGUAUAAAGGAGCCACAAGCGACAUUCUCGGCUUGCUUUGGAGCGGCUUUCAUAAUGUUACAUCCCACGAAGUACGCCGCUAUGCUCGCUGAAAAGAUGAAAACCCACGGAGCCACCGGCUGGCUCGUUAACACCGGCUGGUCAGGCGGCCGAUAUGGCUACGGUAGCCGUAUUAAGCUUUCUUACACUAGAAAAAUCAUCGACGCCAUUCAUUCCGGCGAGCUUCUCAAUGCAGAUUAUCACAAAACCAAAAUCUUCGGUCUUGAAAUCCCCAACGCCAUUGAAGGAAUUCCCUCCGAGAUUUUGGACCCAACGAACACUUGGUCGGAUAAGGAUGCGUAUGAUGAAACAUUGCUGAAAUUGGCGAGUCUUUUCAAGAACAAUUUUGAGACAUUUACCAGUUACAGGAUUGGUGAAGACAAUAGCUUGACAGAGGAAAUCCUUGCUGCUGGUCCGAUAUUUUAAAACAA